Trachymyrmex cornetzi is the source of this 625-nucleotide messenger RNA. Its product is annotated as ribonuclease P protein subunit p40-like. Gene Ontology annotation, molecular function: ribonuclease P activity; ribonuclease MRP activity. The record is from RefSeq and is a predicted model, not a curated record. Gene Ontology annotation, biological process: endonucleolytic cleavage in ITS1 to separate SSU-rRNA from 5.8S rRNA and LSU-rRNA from tricistronic rRNA transcript (SSU-rRNA, 5.8S rRNA, LSU-rRNA); tRNA 5'-leader removal. The transcript is spliced from 2 exons. NCBI's taxonomy places the organism in Eukaryota, Metazoa, Arthropoda, Insecta, Hymenoptera, Formicidae. Gene Ontology annotation, cellular component: ribonuclease MRP complex; multimeric ribonuclease P complex.
UCUUACAUAAUUAUUUCAAUAUUUCAGAGAUCAGUAUGUGCCCGUCAUCUAUAGCAGCAUGGUUUUACGCACGCAAUUAUAGUGUUUGUCUUUGUUGCCAGAAAUUUUCUCAAAAAACCAAAUAUUCAUUAACGAUACCUACUUAUGAGGACACAUGUAAUAACACUAAUAUCGAUUUUUUUGAAUGGCUGGGAGUCUUCAGCAUUGAUGGUGAUCUAUCUACUAAGGGUGAAGAUAAUUAUGCAAGUAUAUAUCAGCGUCCUUCUCCUUCGAUAUAUGUUAAACAGGUGCAGCAUUUACAGUGGACUGGAUUCUUCACACGACAAAAGAUCCAAGAAGUAUAUAAUGCUCUAAAACAAUAUAUAUUAUCACGAGAUACUUUACCAUGGAUUAGUUUAGACAUACAAGGAUUUGCAGAUAGUGCUAUUAGCUUUGAUUUGAAAGAGCAUACGUUCUUGACUGAUGGAGACAAUAGUUACACUAUUGUAUUUCAACCGAAAGAUAAAGUCGUUAUACGAAGAAAUUGAAGUUCAAAUAGUAAGAUAAAAGUACAUCAUUAACUUUUUCUUGUUAAUAAAUACCUGUUUUAUAUUAUACUCAUCAACAAAAUUAUCGCAACAUACAC